AUGUCAACGCCCUUUUACCUUAUGAACAACGGUCUGGCAACUGGUUCUGGAAAACAGUUGGAGAUGGCCAGUUUCUGGCGUGCCAUGGCUACUGUGUUGCAUAUUCCAAUUUCGGGAGGACUAUUGCAUAUCUCCAGGGGCAAAAUUAAGGAAAUGGCAGAGCAUCUCUCCUUGGGAACGUUGACUGAUUUUGCCUUAGGCGUGAAUACCGGGAUCGCUGGCCCUCUUGUCUGUAUCUGGAAAGCAACUUACAAGCUCAAGAGUAUCACAUAUACGUAG
This is a messenger RNA of Ogataea angusta, 279 nucleotides long. RefSeq lists its product as uncharacterized. Bases 1 to 279 code for a protein of 92 amino acids. The record is from RefSeq and is a predicted model, not a curated record. The transcript has a single exon. Lineage: Eukaryota; Fungi; Ascomycota; Pichiomycetes; Pichiales; Pichiaceae.